GGACGUUCCAUCAGCCAAUCAGCGCUCAGCUCCACAGCAGCGCACUGGAGCUCCGCGCGGAGUCCUCGUAAACUCUAUUCAUCAGUGCAUCUACGCUACGUUCUAGCUGACGCGCCCAGCCGCACUGUACUCGCCUAAGAAAAUGACUUUGAAGGCUGAAUUUGAGCAGUAUGCAGAGGAUGUAAAGAAAGUGAAGACCAGACCUACAGACGAAGAGCUGCUGGAUUUGUAUGGCCUCUACAAGCAAGCCAUCGUUGGGGACAUUCAUAUUGAGAAACCUGGAAUCACAGAGUUGAAAGGAAAAGCCAAAUGGGAGGCAUGGAAUUCAAGGAAAGGUAUGUCAAAUGAAGAUGCCAUGAAUGCCGACAUUUCCCUGGCCAAGGAAGCCAUUGAAAAGUAUGGAAUGUGAUGGGGGGGGAAAAGAUCUCCUUAGUUUUAAGUAGAUAUUACAAUUUCAUUAUGAAAAAGCUACAAGAUUAGUUUUUUUUUCUUUUUUUUUUCUUUUUAUGUGAUAUAGAUUAACAGAUUAAAAGAUAAUUAACUUGGCUUCAUAGAGAUACCACCUGAUUCUAUCUCAUUACAAGUCAGAUGAGACCUAAAGAUGUAAGCAUAUAAUAUUGUAAUUGAAUAAAGCUGUCAAAUAUCA
Messenger RNA from Sinocyclocheilus rhinocerous, 646 nucleotides. Its product is annotated as acyl-CoA-binding domain-containing protein 7-like. The record is from RefSeq and is a predicted model, not a curated record. Gene Ontology annotation, molecular function: fatty-acyl-CoA binding. The transcript has 4 exons. Gene Ontology annotation, biological process: fatty acid metabolic process. Bases 143 to 409 code for a protein of 88 amino acids. Lineage: Eukaryota; Metazoa; Chordata; Actinopteri; Cypriniformes; Cyprinidae.